Messenger RNA from Vombatus ursinus (common wombat), 1655 nucleotides. It is a transcript of the gene MRPS31, whose product is annotated as mitochondrial ribosomal protein S31. Bases 94 to 1269 code for a protein of 391 amino acids. Lineage: Eukaryota; Metazoa; Chordata; Mammalia; Diprotodontia; Vombatidae. Gene Ontology annotation, cellular component: mitochondrial small ribosomal subunit. The transcript has 7 exons. The record is from RefSeq and is a predicted model, not a curated record. Gene Ontology annotation, molecular function: structural constituent of ribosome.
GGAGCGCACACGGAAGAGGUGGGAGGAAGAGAGAAAUGUUGUUCAGCACGGAGAACGCGUGAUUUCCGGUCCGUUUCUUCAUUCGCCGCGGCGAUGUUCUCCCGCUUCUCGGCUCUCGGGCCCAGCCGCCCCCUCCUCCUCCGUCUUCCCUGCAUCCCCUGUGGCUCCGAAGCGGCGAUGGAGAUUCGGGGACUGUGGCCCCUUCCUGGCCCGGCCAGGACAGAAUACAAAAUCCAAAGGUGUUUUGGCACAAACAGUGUGAUCUACAGCAAGAAAGAUGAGUCUUCUGUUCCUGUUGCAAAGAUUUCUGACAGUGUUCCAGAGAGCCAGGAUAAUGAAAAGAAAAAGGCAAAGAAGAACUUGUUGGAUGUUAUAAGGGGCAUGAAAGUUGAAUUAAGUACAUCAGACAUAUUACAGGACACAAAAACUCAGGCAACCAAGACACAAAAGGAAGAACUUAAAAAUUUGGGGAGGACAAUUAGAGUGAGCCAGACAGCUGUGGAAGAUUCUUCACCUGAGAGUCACCAGUCGCUGCGUCCUGAAUUAGUGGCUGCUGCAACUGCUGUUGCUGAUUCUCUUCCUUUUGGCAAACUGUCAGUCAAAUCAGAGUUGCUGCGUCAAUUGAGGAAACAUGAGAAAGACUUCAGAGCACACCAAGGAAAAGAAACAGUUAAAAUAAGUGACAUAAUUUCAGAUAUGAAGAUCGCCAAGUCAUCUGCAUCUCGAAUUUAUACCAGGCCAGACCGUCAGAUUCAGUUUGAUGAAGGACAUGGAUUUUUGUCUGUGAAAGAGUUGUUGGACCAUGAUUCUAGGAAAAGGAAAGGAUUAUUCAUGGGGAAGAGACUUAAUGUUUUCCCUGUGGCUGAAACUGCUCCUGAAGAGGCAUCUGAAACAGAGACAUCACCAACACUUUGGGAUGUGGAAUUUGCUAAACAGUUAGCCAAAGUAAAUCAACAGCCCCCCCAGAAUGCUUUUGAAGAGAUGAUCCAAUGGACAAAAGAGGGAAAACUCUGGACGUUCCCAAUUAACAAUGAAGCUGGAGUUGAUGAUGAUGGUGCUGGUUUUCAUGAACAUGUAUUUUUGGAUAAAUACCUGGAAGAUUUUCCAAAGCAAGGACCAAUUCGUCAUUUCAUGGAACUUGUUACUUGUGGACUCUCAAAAAACCCAUUUCUAACUGUUAAAGAAAAAGUUGAGCAUAUAGAAUGGUUUCGGAAUUAUUUCCAUGAAAAAAAGGAUAUUCUUGAAGAAAAUAACAUUCAAUUCAACUGAAAACAUGGAAAUUUUUGUUCUUUUGGAGAUGGACGCUAUUACAAAACAUAUAGAAACUUUACUUUUCCCCUCAUGUUAAUUUGUGGUGAAUAAUUAUUGUAAUUCAUUUGUGUUACAACAACAUUAUGUUGUUUAAGAGAUUAGCUGUGGUGGCCAAAAAAUAUUCUUAGUUGCAAAAUUUUCAUUAUAUUCUAUAGAUAAUAAAAAUUAUGACAUGAGAAUUGUAAUUUCACACAAACCUAUCCAAUCACUUUCUCUUCAUCAAGAAGCCAUACUUCAGUCAAGCACCAAGGAUUUCUGAAACAAUUAUAAUGUUCCAGGCACUGUGCUAAAGCAUUGGAGCUACAAGACAGAAGUGAAACAGGAAACUAUCUCUGCCCUCAAAA